AUGUUAGAAAUUCAGUCUAUCAAUGUUGAUCAGAGCUUCGAUCGACACGAAGACGGUAGAGUACAAGGUCAAGCUCCGGAACUCUUGUUUAGCGAGUACACGACUAUUUAUGAGAAACAUCGCUUCAACAUUCUUAUCAACAUGCGGACUAUGCGAUCUUUUUUGAUGAUCUUAUCGGCCGGCCUUGUGCUUUGGACUCUAACGUUCACCUUUCGCAUACAAAGUGAACGUCGCUUCUCAAUUUCGUCUCACUCACCAGCACCUGGAGAUGGUUCUGUCACCCUUGGUGCAUAUGUGCCUCCAUUCUCCGGCGCCUUUGCUACGAUUCCAAGAGUUUCAGAACUUUCACCUGCGCAAAAAAGGCUGACCGUCAUUGUCGCAUGGAAUGCAGAUCAGGCUCCAUCAUAUCUGCGGCAUUUCUUCUACACUAUUCAGCUCAACUCAGAUGUCAUUGAUUUACUAUUCAUCAAUCGCGUGCAAAAGGAGGAUGACCCUUGCCUCGAUUUCGAGAAAGCUGGAAUAAACGUCACUUGGGGUGGCAACGUCAAGAUUCAUUGCUUGAACGACAAGGAGUGGAAACGGCGCCACGUAGAUUUCCUCUGCUCAUCGGGACAUGGAUGGAAUUGCACCCCUACUGAGUACGAUGAAGUAGCCCAGGAGUUUGAGACGAGAGAGGAUAAAAAGAACUUCAAUUGGAGACCGUUACGUGGAAAUGUGUUCAACGACCUUCUCCCACAGCCUACAAACUCCUUCUGGGCCUGGAUGGACCUUGACACUUUUGCGGGCGAUUUCAGACGUUAUCCUUUCAAUAUCCUCUCCCGGCUGUCCUUACUCACAUCAACAGGGGAAUUCCCUCUGAUUUAUCUUGGAGGCCAGUUGACAGCUUUCAAUCUCGAAGAUGAGGAUCUCGCCGCCGCCUGGAAAAACUUCCCAGAAAUGAAAAGUCCGGAACAUUUCACGAAGUAUUUGAAGGGCAAGAUGCCUGAAUCUUCUGAAGAGCGUUAUUGGAGUUACGGCUAUCUAAGAUCGGACGAAAAUCUUCCCGGAUCCCGACUGUCUUAUGGCGUGUACUAUGAUCUUCAUGGGGAUGAUUUUUUCGAUGGUCAGUGGUUCAAGAAGAACGCGAGUGAGACAUAUGUUAUAUCAGGGAGAGAUAUCUUAUUAGUUUCAACGAAUUAUACUCGGAAGGAGAUUGAAGGCCUUGUUCAGUUGGAAAGAAAUGAGCCCCUGGAUGAUCUUGGGGGCUUGGGAUGGACUGGUGGCUUAGAAGGCUCCUCCUAUCUUGUCAAAAAUCCAGACAUCAACGGUGCCGAAGCCAAACGUCUCGCGCUGUCAAACACCACAACGCUUAAUACAAUGAACAAUGUUCAUCGAGGCUUUAUCGAAGACCAACUACUGAGGGUUGAAAAUUGUUCGGCGUCACCACAUUGGAGAGUGUGUUUUGAGCCUCAUUCUCUCACAACAGCAGGUAUUCCAGCUCUGCGAACGACUCUGGUGCACUUCAAAAACCAAGAGCCUGACCAUGUUUUGGUACGACUGGAAAAAGAUCAAAGACCAAGAGGCUAUGAAAGGAAACUGCUUAAGCAUCAUCUCCGAUCAAAAGCACAAAAGUGGUACGCUUUCCCACCAUUUGACAUUACAGAGGACUUGGUACUUAGGAUGAACUUCGACUCCGUUGAGGUGUUUAGAAUGGGUGAAGAUCGGGACGAAACUCUGUUCUUCCGCAAACAAGGAAGGCCCAGCAUUGGAUAG
Molecule: messenger RNA, 1752 nt
Organism: Exophiala bonariae
Lineage: Eukaryota; Fungi; Ascomycota; Eurotiomycetes; Chaetothyriales; Herpotrichiellaceae
Exons: 2
Coding region: 1-1752 (583 amino acids)
Source: RefSeq, a predicted model, not a curated record